Messenger RNA from Parnassius mnemosyne (clouded apollo), 1254 nucleotides. NCBI's taxonomy places the organism in Eukaryota, Metazoa, Arthropoda, Insecta, Lepidoptera, Papilionidae. The record is from the annotation of a GenBank genome assembly.
AUGGAUCCUAAUAAAACAAAGAGCGCUUCUGAAGGUAUAGCACCUAUGGGACUUACAACUCUCAACGAGACAAUUCUCAGCAACCAGCCAGAAUCAAGAUAUGAGUGUCCCGUUUGCCUUAACUGGCUUCGAGAUCCUGUCAUUACUACCUGUGGACAUAAGUUCUGCAAAAGUUGCAUUACAUCAUGGCUCCGGAAUAGUGGCCACUGCCCAAUUGACAAUAUAAACCUUAGUAUGAAGGUGGAUAUUUUUCCUGAUAACUACACAAAACGGGAGAUACAGGAGCAAAGAAUGUCAUGCCCAUUUGCAGCCAAAGGCUGUAACAUUAAAGUAACUCCAUUAGACCUUGAUGCACAUAUAGCUAGCUGUGAGUACAACCAGCCCGAAGUUUCCUCUCAAUCUGAAAUAAGAGUGCCAUGCUCAUUCCAGGCUGUAGGUUGUAAAGAAACCUUUGAAAGUCAGGAAGAGAUGAACAAUCAUCUUCAUAAAGAUAUACAGAAUCAUAUGAGCUUUCUCAUGAAUGCAUAUUCAGAGAUAAAAAUCAAUAAUGAUAUAUCAAACGCAAGCAUUGACGCCAAGGAGCAGGAGGCUAUGAAUCUUUGGGAGGCACCUGACAAGGAUGGUGCUCAAAGUACUUCAGCUCCACUUACCAAUACAAGCGCUCUUAUAAGAGCUCUGUAUGAGCGGGUAGUGGUACUCGAGCAGAGGAACAGAGAGCAGGACAUUGUCAUAGCGAAUAUAUCAAAGCAACUGUCUGCUUUCGCCGUGGCCAAGAUGAAGCAGAACAGCGACAUGAUGCUGCGCUACUGUAUGGGCAGCUAUAUCUGGAGGAUAGACAACUUCAAAGCCAGGCUGGAUGCAAUGUUAAAGGACCACUUUAAGAUGCUGUACAGCCCUGGAUUUUAUACUUCGCCUAAUGGAUACAGGUUCUGCGUUCGUCUCAACAUAUCCCCACAAAACCCUCUAUGUUUUGCUCUGCACGUACAUCUGAUGAAGACUGAAAACGACGACUGCUUAGAGUGGCCGUUUAACGGAAGGAUAUCCUUCGCGAUGAUCAACCAAUACGACCCUGAAAUGACGCAAAGGGAUACUAUGAUGUCCAACUCAAGUCUCGUAGCAUUUAAGAAACCAACAGCGGAAAUAUGUGUAAGAGGUUUCGGAUACACUGAAUAUGCAGUGGUAAGUGACGUGGUGAGGAACGGUUUCGUUAAAAACGAUAUUCUUAUUAUUAAAGUUAAUAUUAAAUGUGUAUGA